Podarcis raffonei (Aeolian wall lizard) is the source of this 1497-nucleotide messenger RNA. RefSeq lists its product as uncharacterized. The record is from RefSeq and is a predicted model, not a curated record. Bases 788 to 1426 code for a protein of 212 amino acids. The transcript is spliced from 6 exons. Lineage: Eukaryota; Metazoa; Chordata; Lepidosauria; Squamata; Lacertidae.
UUAUUUUAAAAACACAUAUAUUUGCCAUUUUGUCACUCCCCUCAGUACUGACACCUGGGGCAAACGGCCCCAACCACACACUCCUUUCCUAUGCCUCUGCCUUCAGAUGUCUUCUAAAAGUCAGGUAGCUGUUUAUUUCCUUGACAUCUGAUGGGAAGGCGUUCCACAGGGUGGGCACCACUACCGAGAAGGCCCUCUGCCUGGUUUCCUGUAACCUCGCUUCUCGCAGUGAGGAAACCACCAGAAGGGUGGACCUCAGUGGGCGGGGGUGGAGCUGAACGAUGGUGGUGGAGAUGCUCCUUCAGGUAUACUGAGCCGUUCAUGGGGCAGUGCUGGAUUAAACCCUGUAGAGGCCCCUUGGCAGUCAAAAUCUGGGCAGGGAACAGGUCUCCUGUGCAUGCUGGAAUAACAUUGAACUAAGAUACAGUGGUAUCUUGGGUUAAGUACUUAAUUCGUGCAGGAGGUCCGUUUUUAACCUGAAACUGUUCUUAACCUGAAGCACCACUUUAGCUAAUGGGGCCUCCUGCUGCCACCACGCUGCCAGAGCACGAUUUCUGUUCUCAUCCUGAAGCAAAGUUCUUAACCCGAGGUACUAUUUCUGGGUUAGCAGAGUCUGUAACCUGAAGCGUCUCUAACCUGAAGCGUAUGUAACCCGAGGUACCACUGUAGCUUGAUUGUUGUGGUGAGUAUUGGAUAAAACGAGAGCAGGGAGGGGAUCCCUCAGACCUGCACUCCACUCUGUGCUCUCAGAUGCGGAGGAGCCCUCCCCCCACAAGGAACUGACAGCAUGACUUUUGCCUUUCAACUGCUGGACAAAGAUCAGCUCUAUCUCCUGGGGGUCAUCCAGGACUGCCAGGCAGCUUGGCUCAGGGGGCUCCGAACCCUGAAGUACUCCAAGGAGGAGACUGCCAAAGCCAUUCUGAACAUCCUUGGCCACUUGGAGUACUUCAGGGAUCGCCCCCUGAGCCUGACCCUGGCCUUCGAGGCCCUCCUGCAGUUGAGUUUUAUGAGACCCCACUUCAGUCCCUCUAUGGUGAGUGCAAUCCUCCAUAGAACAACAGAGGCAGUUCUGGGGAGUGCAGAGGAGGACAAAGAGGAACUGAAGAGGCCAUUCCAGAGCCUGCUGGGGGGUCUCCUCCUAGAAGCCCCCAAUACUAGCACCCUUCUCCACUUGCUUACCGACCUCCGAUAUUGCGCCCUUUUGGGGAGUGAAGACCAAAGGAAAUUAGCGGCCAGCAGUAUAUCCCUGUUGCUGGCCCUUUCACGAAGAUUACCAUACCUAAGAGUAAGUAUUUUGCCUUCCUGUAUUCAGUUCUUUGGUUGCUUCCAUCCUUCCUGGGUGGGGCUGCUUCUCUUACACCCAUCCAGGGUGGGGUUCAUAGUGUCAGCUGACUCAUAUUUGUCUUUCCUCUGCAGAACACAGUAAUCCGGCCGGAGCUGGCGUGCUUCAGGAAUAAUCUGAAAGAAGAUGACAUCAUCAUUGAGGAGUUAUGAUUU